Molecule: messenger RNA, 332 nt
Organism: Brassica rapa (field mustard)
Lineage: Eukaryota; Viridiplantae; Streptophyta; Magnoliopsida; Brassicales; Brassicaceae
Biological process (GO): mitochondrial respiratory chain complex III assembly
Cellular component (GO): mitochondrion
Source: RefSeq, a predicted model, not a curated record
AUAGUGUAUUAGAAGAGUACUACAAGAUGAACAAAAGGUUUGGGGGGAAGAUACCGACCGGAACUCCGUCACUAGCGUUGUCAACUAUCGUCGUUGUAGCCUCACUUCUCGGUGGAGCCUCCAUCGUCCACAAUUUAUACAAACCAGAUCUUAGAUUACCUCAGAUGGAAAAUGAUGAACCAGACAAGAAGAAAGAAUCUGGAAACAAAGAUUAAAAAUCUUUUCUGAUUAGUUACAUUUCUUAAUCUCCUCUGGCUUCGAAUGUUGUGAACUUAAGACUCUCUGUAUGUGAUUUGCAACUUUCAUUUACGUGGCGAUUCCCAACACACUAA